Molecule: messenger RNA, 1293 nt
Organism: Trichomonas vaginalis G3
Lineage: Eukaryota; Parabasalia; Trichomonadida; Trichomonadidae
Product: protein ubiquitination
Exons: 1
Coding region: 1-1293 (430 amino acids)
Biological process (GO): regulation of gene expression
Cellular component (GO): nucleus
Molecular function (GO): protein binding
Source: RefSeq, a predicted model, not a curated record
AUGGCAUCAAUUGAUUAUGAUUCGUAUGCUAGAACAGUUUGUAAUUGGUACAAUGACGAAGAUUUCAUUGGGAUGAGAACGAUCCCGGAACUCACGAAGAUCUUGGACCUUUGCGUUUUAUCGCCAAAACAAUUUAAUACAAUAUUUGAAAUCAUAAGUAAUAAAUUUAACAUUUCAGAAGCAUUAUGUAUCCUACAACAUUCUCAGAUUGGUGCGCUUGAAAACGUUGAAUUGGCAAUUGGUUUAUUGGAAACUAUUUCAAGAAUUUUUAACAUCAAAAUAAUUCACAAUAUUUGCACAUAUUUAAAAAGAGAAAAUUCACGUGAUAAAGCAAAAAUUGGAAACUAUCAAUCGAGAAUAUUGAAAUAUAAUAAAAAUGCUGCUGAUUUUGAGAAAAUUUACGCAGUUCUAAGGCUUGCAUCAGAAGAUAAUGAUCAAAACACUUUAAAUCUGGUGUCUGAGUAUGGAUACAUUAAUGUGAAAGAUGAGAAUGGAAAGACAUGUCUUCAUCAUGCGGUUUAUGAAAAUAAUCUCAAAUUACUAAAAUAUCUUUGUUCUACAAGAAACAUUGAUCUUAAUGCAAAAGAUUCAUAUGAAAAUUCAGCUCUGCAUUAUGCAAUUCAAAAUCAAUACAACGAUUGUCUCCAAUAUCUCUGUUCGCGUCCAAAUAUUGAUAUUAAUGCCAAAGAUAUGUCUGGUGAAACAAUUCUACAUCAUGCAAUAAAGAAUAAAGAUCUCCAAAGUAUUUAUUACAUUUGUUUAAUAAAAAAAUUUAAUAUUAAUGCAAAAAACAACGCAGGAAAAACAGCUCUACAUUAUGCAGCUUUUGUAAAUGAUACAAACAUUCUUCAUUUUAUUUGUUCAAAACCAAAGAUCAAUAUUAAUGAAAAAGCAAACUCUGGAAUGACAGUUCUUCAUUAUGCAGCCAAAAGAAGAGAUUUAAAUAUGGUUAAAUACCUCUUAUCUUUUUCAAACAUCGAUCUUUAUGCAAAAGAUAAUAACAAUCAUACAAUUCUUCAUUAUGCAGCUCUGAAUACUGAUGUUGAGGUCAUCAAAUAUCUCUACUCUACUUUUAAUCUAAGUAUGAAUGCAAAAGAUAAUUAUGGUAAAAAUCCUUUUGAUUGCGUACCAUCUAAUAACAAUAACAAUUUUGUAAAGAAAUAUAUUAGCCAAAUUUUAAAUAUUGAAUGGUCGCCCUAUCUCGGGAGUUUAAGCUAUUACAGACCUGAUGAAAUAAAAUAUAGUGAAGAACGUGGUUUUUAUUCGUCCAAUGACUUUACGGAAAAAUAUUGA